This is a messenger RNA of Lagopus leucura (white-tailed ptarmigan), 785 nucleotides long. RefSeq names its product acyl-coenzyme A thioesterase 5-like. Gene Ontology annotation, molecular function: fatty acyl-CoA hydrolase activity. The record is from RefSeq and is a predicted model, not a curated record. The transcript is spliced from 2 exons. NCBI's taxonomy places the organism in Eukaryota, Metazoa, Chordata, Aves, Galliformes, Phasianidae. Gene Ontology annotation, biological process: acyl-CoA metabolic process; fatty acid metabolic process. The annotation marks the transcript as partial.
GACAAGCCCCCUUUCCAGGAGUCAUCAACAUAGAUGGAGUUGGAGGAGGCCUUUGUGAGCAUAGAGCCAGCUUGCUGGCCAAUCACGGCUUUGCCACACUGGCCCUGGCUUAUUACCAAUAUGAGGAUCUGAUCCAGAAGCCAACCAAACUCCAUCUGGAAUAUUUUGAAGAGGCAGUGAACUACAUGCUGCAGCACACACAGGUAAAGGGACCAGGGAUUGGCCUGCUCGGUUACUCCAAAGGAGGUGAUCUGUCUCUCGCCAUGGCUGCCUUCCUGAAGAAUAUCACAGCAGUAGCUUCCAUUAAUGGCCCUGUGGCCAUUACAGUUUUUCCUCUCUGCUACAAAGAUAAAACUAUUCCCGCUUUGAUUUAUGAUGAAAACCUUGUGAAGGUUUAUGAUAAGAAUAUCCUUGAUUAUUCUGAUAUUACUGAUGACCCCUUUAAAGCCCCUGGCAACCAAAGCCUGAUCCCAAUAGAGAAUGCUGAGGCACACUUACUAUUAAUUGCUGGACAAGAUGAUCAUAUUAUCAACAGUAAGUAUUAUGUCACUGAAGCCCGCAAAUAUUUGCAGGCUCGAGGGAAGGAAAAUGUUCAGACACUCAUUUAUCCCGGAGCAGGGCACUGCAUUGACCCUCCCUUUUCCCCUUUUUAUCCAAUAGGAAACCACCCAGUUUUUCACAAACGAGCUGUCCUGGGUGGAGAGCUCACAGCUUACUCUAAGGCACAGGUUCAUGCUUGGCUACAGAUACGGGCUUUUUUCCACAAACAUUUAAAUGACAAGUGA